AUGCCUGAUUCUUUGAGCAAUCCUGAGACUUCUCUCAACUCUUUCUUUACCACCCUAUACCCUAAUCUGUCAGACGAAAACCUACCUUCCACAUAUUCUCCAUUAGAACAUUCCCCAAGUACUCCAAUAUCAGACCCUGCGGUUAAUACAGCCCGAGACAAUUUCCUAACAAAUUGGAAGGCAUCAGUAGAAAUCGAAUCUUCGUACUUAACCGAAAUAAGUAGACCCCACCACACAUCAUCCGUACGCAAGCUAAUUUUACAGUUGGAAGAAGAGAAAAAGAAAACACACAAGGCUACUAAUAACAUUUUAAAUCAAUACGUCUAUAUUAUCGUUAGGGACAAACUUGAAUCCACAGUAACUCCAGACACCAUAAGAGAAACCACUAGAAAAUUAAGAAACUACAUAGUCUUCUUGAAAGGAGACAGUAACAGUGUAAACCCCCUGGUGCAACAAUUACAAAUCGUUCACGGAAAACAGCGCGAAUUCAACACAGAAUUAAUUACGGUACUGACCAAAGAAGCCCUCUUACAACAAGCAGGACUCCGAAAAACCCAUACUGAAUUAAUUAAAGAAAAAGAGAAAGUAGAUAAAAAGUGGAAAGCCGCUGAAGAAAAACUUAAAGAGCAACGAGAGGAUAUCAAUAAAUUAGACCAACUUAAAAAAGAUAACGUAACUAAUUUAAAACUUUUAGACGAUUCCCAAAAUCACGUAGAGACGUUACAACAGCAACUUAGAGAAGCGGAAAAUUAUAACGCCGACGGCAAUCAAAUAGUAAAAGACCUCGAGGAAAAAUUAAAAAUAUUAGUAUUAGAAAGCACGACUGCAAAAGAUAACGAAUCUCAACUUAAGAAAGCAUUAGAUAUAAAAGAGAAACACAUUUCUUUAGUAGAAGCAAAUAGCUUAGAAGCAAAUAAUACACUCGAAUCCGAAAAGGAAGAGUUAAGAAACAAUUUGACUGCAGGUCAAAAACAGAUAGAAACCCUCAACAGUCAAAUCACCGCACUCAAACUUGAAAACGAAUUAGGAAAACCACUAAUUAUUCAGAUUACGCAAACAAAAGAUAAAACCCAUAGUAACUACGUUACCGCCACAUCAAAAAUUAGAAAAUACGAAGAAGAAAUAUUAGACCUAAAGGACGAUAAAAAGCAUCUAGAAAAUAGGAUAUCCAAUCUCGAAGAACGCAAUAAGGAUUUAAAAGACAGGGAAAAAGCUUAUCACGAGGCCGAAGAUCAGUACGAAAGAAAUUUUCAGGAGAUCGUAGAAAAAACCUUCGAAACAACAAAAUUUAUAGACGAAUUACAAAGUUUCACAGGACGAGACUCAGUAGAUAAAUCAUUAUUCGCCGAACUCGAUACAGAGAAAGCAGACAUAAUUAAGAAUCUACAAGAAAUCAUAGAUAACCUUACAGCACAAAAUAAUAGCCAGGCGACAGCAAUCUUUAAACUGCAGAAACGUAACACGAUACUAAAAAAGAACCGCAGAGUCAGUAUUUCAAACAUGGGAGCAGGUGCAGGAGCAAGUCAAAAUGGAGACGAUGAUGCAAACAAAACAACACCUACACCCCCACAGGAUACCACUAUAUUAGAUAAUGUAACAAAACCUAUAGUAAAAGUAUUAGGCGAACUCUUCUCACGAGAAGACAAAAAAUCAAUUCCAACUUUUAAAGGAAAAAGUACCGACAAAUUAAUCACCGAAUGGUUAAAAACAGCAGAACACGUAGCGAGAAAUAAUGACUGGGACGACGACCAAAAGAUACGUUUCUUUUCAGAUCGUCUAAAAGGAGAGGCUUUAGAAUGGCACGAUAAUUAUGCGGAAGAGCAAGGCGACCUAAUUAAUUAUAUCGAUUGGAAAUGCGAAAUAAUCGAAAGAUUUCAAGAUUCAUACGACCUAGCAGCCCUUAGAAAGAAAUUCAAUAGAAUGAAGCAGAAACCUGAAGAGAAUUGUAGGACAUUUGUUUCCAGGCUAACUAGCCUUUACGACAGCUUAGAAGGAAAAUUAGAUAAACUGGAUGAGAAGAACAAAACAGAGGUAGAAGAUGCACUCCUCAGUACAGUUAAGAAAAUGCGAGACAAUAUUAAAAUCAAAACUUUACUCCAAGGAAUAUUGCCCAAAGUAAAAGCCGAAUUGUAUUUGCGAAUGCCAGAAGAUUUUAAUGAUUUUGACCAGUUAUGUAAACAAUUAUUUAUUUCGGAACAAAUUUUACAAAAUAAAGAAACUAACGAGGAUAAAGAAAUAACGGCAGUUAUCGCUGGUAUUACGCAUCACGAAAAACAACAGGACGACGAAAUAACACAACAAAAAUUGGAUCUCGAAAUAAUUAAGAAAGAAUUGACAGAGUUAGGAAAUAUAACUAAAAGACGACAAUCCUCACAAGAAAAUAUUGCCACUAUUGGCGCAGUGGACCACUACGGUGCUAGACGAGCAGAAUCCGCGGAACGACGUCCGAGACAGGGUGACUCUCAAGUACACUUCAAUAGACCCCCACAGGGAAACCAAGAAAAUCAAAAUCAAGAAUAUACCCGAGAUAGAGAAAAAAACUACUACCGUAGCAGGGAACAGAGUCCAGCCGGCUCGGGAAGAUACGAACAGAGAUACCAAGAUAACAGCUACAUUGACCCCCGCAGACCUAAUAAUUAUAACCCGAGAUUCAAUCGACCAAACCCUAAUUACGGCAACCAACGAAAUAGGUACAACAACGCACCACAACCCUGGCCCACAGUACAAAACAAUAACGCAUAUAAUAAUAGAUCAGCACCCCCUAACCAGCAAUCAGCCCCGAGGGAUAUUGUGUGCUAUAACUGUAAUAAAAGAGGGCAUAUCGCUCGAGAAUGUUGGACGGAUAUGGCUCGUGUCAACGACCCGUCACGUCACAAUUAG
This is a messenger RNA of Daphnia pulicaria, 2880 nucleotides long. Its product is annotated as intracellular protein transport protein USO1-like. Gene Ontology annotation, molecular function: nucleic acid binding; zinc ion binding. The transcript has a single exon. Lineage: Eukaryota; Metazoa; Arthropoda; Branchiopoda; Diplostraca; Daphniidae. The record is from RefSeq and is a predicted model, not a curated record. Bases 1 to 2880 code for a protein of 959 amino acids.